This is a messenger RNA of Vitrella brassicaformis, 654 nucleotides long. Lineage: Eukaryota; Vitrellaceae. The record is from the annotation of a GenBank genome assembly.
AGCGCGUGCCCCCUCCCUGCGGCAGACCACGGCACACAUUGAACAGCAAGACUCCUGCGAACGCACGGCGGCCGAUUCAUUGUCAGCGGCCAAUCAGAAGGAUACCAGUGGAGCACUCCCAGCACAGCCCUCGGCAAAACGAGAAGAUCUCCUGCAGUUCUUGCCCGAAAUGUGUCCGUCCUGCGUCAUGGUGGCGAAAGAACAGCAGAUUUCUCGGCAAUGGAGCCGAUUGACUCAUCGCCGAGUGACGAGAUGACGACGCUGGCUCGUCCGAGAUGUGUGGCGCCCCGGGGACUCUCCCGCGCCUUCAGCACUUACACGCUGACCAUCAAAACCACCCUCCCGGGCGACUUCUACGGCUUCCUGUACGGGUCCCCUCACCUGCUCACCGCGUCCGUGACGGGCCAUUCACUGCGACCGGACGGCCAUCUGGUGAAGGGCUCAGCGCUCAAAAAGGCCUGCGAAGCCGAAGAGUGGUACGGUCGAGAAUGGCACGCGGAGUUAUCUGGCAAUCCGCCCGGCUUCCGCAAGUACCUGCUGUCGAAGGUGGAGGCCGGUGAUCCGGUGGACGACGUGCGCGUCGGUAGCUCUUAUUCGAAUUAUGGCUUUGCACAUUCGCCCGCUUACCCAUGGGAUGAGACCUUUGCUAAGUAG